This is a messenger RNA of Peromyscus maniculatus bairdii (prairie deer mouse), 694 nucleotides long. The record is from RefSeq and is a predicted model, not a curated record. Lineage: Eukaryota; Metazoa; Chordata; Mammalia; Rodentia; Cricetidae.
ACUGUAAGAUGCGGACUGCUGAGAACACCGUGUGUGGUGUGGUGGGGAAUCCUCCCUCUCCCGUAGAGACCAGAGCUAGAUAUACGUUUAUAUAUUGGGGAGGGUCGGGCGGGGCAGAUGUCAGGGAGAAGCUCAGCUUUGCAGGGAUUAAAAGUCUUAGUCUGAGACUCAAAGCCCAGACUUGGUGCCUUGUUAAUGUGCGUGCGCUCGAGCGCACGGGUCCCCCCCAGGGGGCGUCCCUCGAGGAAGAGGGGGAGGGGCGUGCACUGGCCCCGCCCCCACACCACAGAGGGCUCCUAUUGGCUGGGACUCCCGGGGGCCAGCCAAUCGGCCCUGAGGGUCGUGGUCUCCCUGCGCUUUGGGGACCCGCCCUCACUCCUCCAGCUAGACGCAGCAGGUGGACGCCCCCGCAGCCCUGCUGCCCAGCUCCGUUCGUCCUCAUCCGUCUGAUGCCGACCUUUCCGUGGAUGUUGGAUGUUGAAGCCCAGAUGCCCCCUCCGGGCGAGUGGAAAACGCCCCCCUUCGACCCGCGCUUCCCUAACCAGAACCAGACGCGUAACUGCUACCAGAAUUUUCUGGGCCCUCUGCAGACUACCACCGGUGCGUGAAGAGCAUGAGCCGCCGCGGGAAGAACACACAGCCCUGCGAGUACUAUUACCGCGUGUUCCAUUCCCUGUGUCCCAUCAGCUGGGUG